GCGUACCGAUCCAUUAUCAGUUUUAUUUCGUUCUUCCUUGCUGAAACAACAAACCGAACUUAAAAAUCAUACAAAAUGUUCAAAUAUUUCGCACUCGUCUUUGUCGCUCUAUUCGCCUUCGCUGCCGCUGAACCUAAACCAGCUGUGGUAGCCGCUCCUUUGGCCUACUCUGCACCAUUGGUCGCCUCUCCUUACGCUGCCGCCUAUGCUGCUCCAUAUGCCGCUUAUGCCGCUGCUCCUUAUGCCGCCUACGCUUCACCCUAUGCUGCCUACGCUUCACCCUACGCCGCCUACUCCGCUUACCCAUACGCCAGUGCUGCUUAUGUGCUCCGAAAGUAGAUGGAAUGUAGUUAGAGAAGGGUGAAUUAAAAAAUACUAGGUUAAAAAAUAAAUUAAAAUGAUUAAAUAAU
Messenger RNA from Ceratitis capitata (Mediterranean fruit fly), 410 nucleotides. RefSeq names its product cuticle protein 16.5-like. Lineage: Eukaryota; Metazoa; Arthropoda; Insecta; Diptera; Tephritidae. The record is from RefSeq and is a predicted model, not a curated record. The transcript is spliced from 2 exons. The coding region runs from base 76 to 339 and encodes 87 amino acids.